UGAACGCAGCAUCAACCGGCUAUUUGCUGACGAGCUGUCGCCUUCCGAAACAGCUGGUAGUUUCUGUCAGCGAGCAACUCGUCUCGAAAGCCACAUUUCGAGCGUCCAAAGCGACUGACUCGGCCUCGCCUUGACUCGCAGCUGGGGUUGUGCCGGGUCUCGGCAGAUGACAUGCCUUAAUGUCUACUUUUCCAGGCACUUGUUAGCACGACAAGUGAAGCUCCGGAAAGCUAACGUUAGCUAAGCUAAUCAACGAGGACGAGUGUGGGGGUUCCUGUGUGUGAGGUUGAAGCGACUGCUUCGUGUCAACAUGACUCAUAUACAUUAUAAAUUUUCCUCCAAACUCAGCUACGCCACGGUGGUGUUCGACGGCCCCCACGUCACGCUGACGGACCUGAAGGAGGAGAUCAUGGGAAGGGAGAGGCUGCGAGCUGGCGACUGCGAGCUGCAGAUUACCGACGCGCAAACCAAAGAAGAGUACACAAAUGAGGAAGGGCUCAUCCCCAAAGGCUCGUCGGUAAUUGUCAAGAGGGUGCCAAACAUGAAAGUCAAGAGUGGCUCUGUCAAAAAGAUUCAAAUCACUGAGCGCUCUGAUGCCCACAGCCACGUCGCCUCUGGAGACAUCAAAGCAUUUCAGGGUGCCAGAGUGCAGGAGCAAAAGACAUCCUGGAAUGACAAGACUGUGAUGGAUGACCAGAGUUCUUCUAAAACCCUACGUUUUUUCUCCAAGAUGGUGAACCUUGCAGCUGCUGAUGUGUCAGAAGAUGAUAAGAUCAAAGUAGUAAUGAAUCAGUCAUCGUACGACCCCGGGAUUUACAACAGAAAGUUUGGUGGCGUGCUCCCUGCCAACUACACCUGUUACCGCUGUGGAAACACUGGACAUCAUAUCAGGAAAUGUCCAUCUAGUGGGGAUAAGAAUUUCGACAUGCCAAAGAUAAAGAAGAGCACAGGCAUCCCUCGCUCCUUCAUGGUGGAAGUGGAUGACCCCACCAUUAAGGGAGCCAUGAUGACUAACUGCGGACGUUUUGCAAUUCCUGCCAUUGAUGCUCAGGCGUAUGCCAUCGGCAAGAAAGAGAAGUAUCCAUUUUUGGUCCAAGAAGAGAGUGAACCAAAGGAUGUGGAAGUCCCUGUACCUGAGGAGCUCCAAUGUCUGAUCUGUCAUGACCUGCUUGUGGAUUCGGUAGUCAUACCCUGCUGUGGAAACAGUUAUUGUGAUGAGUGUAUUCGUACGGCCUUGCUGGACUCAGAAGGGCACAUUUGUCCCACCUGUAACCAAGCCGAUGUCUCCCCUGACACAUUGAUAGCCAAUAAAUUCCUUCGUCAGGCUGUAAAUAACUUUAAGAAAGAGAAAGGUGACACCAGUAGUGUGAAAAGAAACUCUGGCAUCCCUCAGUCACUGACUGCAACACCAACACCAAUUGUUGUUCCUACUCCUUUGACUGUCCAACAACAUAAGAUCCAGCUGUCCACCCCCAGUCAGAAGACUGAUUUUCAGGAGUCUGGGGAUCAUCCUGUUUCCAGCCUACCACCUUGUGUUGAAGCUGAAGUAAAAACACAAGACGAUUCAGUGGCUGAUGUGCCUUUUGUGCCUUUCUCAAACAAAGACACCACACCUGUUCCAUCACAGCCAAUGAUACUGGUUCACAAUGACCAAGAGCAGAAAUCCUCAAGUCAAACACCAACCAGCUUGCAUAGUUCCUCCUCAUCCUCAGUUGUUCCCAUGGGAGUUGCAACUGAAAUCCGGCACCUCCCUCCCUCUUCAUCCUCCCAGCCACCUGCUCCUCUGCCUUUCUUCCCCACCCACCACUUCCACUCAUUCCCUCCAGCCCAGCAGUAUCCAAGACACCCAGUGGCCCUACCUAAUUGGAUUCACCUAAACCCUCCGGGUGCCACCCUCCCUCCCCUCAUCUCCUCUUCCUCCUCCUCCUCCUCCUCCAUCCCCCCUCUCAUCCAGAGUGACUGGUCCAGCCAUAAUAGACACAGGAGGGAAAGGUCUCCUCACAAACGAUCCACCUACAGACGCUCCUCUCGCUCAAAGUCAAAAUCUUCUCGCUCAUCCAGCAGGUCUAGUCGGUCCCGCUCAAGAUCCCAUGGCAGAUCAAGGGCCAGGUCACCCUACUCUCGUCAUAGAGAACCACAUACCCGCACAAAUCCCUCACGCUCCUAUAGCUACGGUUACAAGAGGUCCCACUCGCCCACGCCGUCUUCAUCAUCUUCACCCCGGGACGGUUCUCAUUCUACAUCGCAGUCAGAUCACCGUAGAAAACGGCAUCAAAACAAAAAGUCCUCUCAUAGAAGCUACAAAUCCCGGAGACGAGCAGAACACUCACCAGACUCUUCCAGAGAAGCUGAAGGCCAUUCAGGGCAGUGUGAUGCAAAUGAACCAACUAGUAGCCAGGACCCAAAUAAUGAUUUCUACCAACAAUGGAAAAAACAAUACAAAGAGUGGUAUGAGAAGUAUUUCAGCACUUAUGUCAGCCACUACCACCGAUUGCCGCCUCCUCUGCACUCUCUCCCUCCUCCCCCAAAUCCACCAUGGGCAGACGGAGCAGAGAACCACUCAAGCUACAAGUUAGACUCGUUCAGUCAGCUCCAACAAACGGGUAUGACUUUGACGCACCCCAACACCCCUCCCUCUCAAUCGUCCAGCGACAGCCGCUCCAGUCACUCUCAGUCUUCCAGCGAGGGUCGCUCCCCUCUGUCUCAAUCUUCCAGUGCCCGCAGCGACACUCACUCUCGCUCGCCCUGUGACAACCCCUCGCCACCGUCCAAGAGAGGGAGCGGCAAGAAGGAUGGCCGUAAACAGGGAGCAACUGCAAAUGCAGAACAGGUUCCUGUCAUCAAGUCUGAACAGGAGAGAAUGAAAAAGUAUGAUAAAGACGUGGCAGAAGACAACAGGUGUUCCCCUGAAACUGCACGCUCAAAAGGCAAGAAGGACAAAAGAAGGGAUCGUACUACUUGCAGGGACUCAUUGCCAGACAGAGAUGCCUUUGAUUCUGUCCAAAAGCCACUCAAAUCAAAUAAAAAUGAGAGAGAGAAACAAGAGAGAUCAGAAAGUAGAUGUAAAAAAGGCAAAGAUUCAAAGUCUUCCCGGCAGGAUGAAGAGAGGUAUCAGAAAGCCAAGUCCAGGGAAAAGCCGCAUAAAGUGGAAAAAGAUGCACACCUUGAGGUCUAUAAAGCUUUGAAAACCCAAAGAAAGGGUAAAAGAGUGUGUGAGGAGGAAAAUAAAGAAAAAAGUCAUAUUACAACUGAAAGCAGUGGGUACUUGCAAACCAACUUUGAAAUCACCAAGGGUGAAUGUCCUCAGCCUGUUGACAAAGAAAAGCAAAAAGAGCAAAAAAAAGACCGACUCUCUCCAAAAGUUAAAAACAUCUGGGAAGAAGGAAUGCAAGUUAAACCACGGAAGAAGAUUGGAAUCAACAUCAACCUGGAUCGGCAAAGACCUGAAGAAAAGACGGCAAUACAAGAAUGGUCUCGUUCAGAGAGAAGUGAUGCGAAAGAAGAUGACGAGAAGGUAGAUGCAGAAAUUCCAACAACCGCAACGCAACAAGCAACUGACCUUCAAGAGCUUCGGGGAGCAGACAAGGUAGAUGAGACAGAAUCCAAAAAAGAAGACGAGUGGCAGAAGGAGAAUGAGGAAGACGUGAGCAUGAGAAAUGAUGAUGGAAGAAAAGACGUUGGGGAGGAUGAGAGCAUUAGAAAUGAUGAUGGAAGGAAAGAGACUGGGAAUGUGAAGGACAAUGAGGAGGAUGAGAGAGCGACAAAUGGAGAAAAAGAGAGUCAGAUAUUGAAGGAGAGUGAGGAUGAUGGUAAGAGAGUGACAAAUGACAAUGGAGCCAAAGAGAGUCAGAUUGUCAAGGAGAAUGAGGAAGAUGACAGCGUAAUAAAUGAUGACAUCGGAAAAGAAAGGGUGUGUGUGAAGGGGAUUGAGGAGGAUGACAACGUGACAAAUGAUGAAAGAGCAAAAGAAAAAGGCAAGUCGGUUGCCGCUACUGAAAAGAUGACAACAAAAGAGGAAAAUAGUGAAGUGCUGGCUGAGGAGUCAAAGCCAAAAGAAGAACUAGUGGCGGGAGUGAAGAUGAGUGGUGAAGACAUUGCCUCUGUCAUGACGUCGCAUUCCAGUGAGAGGCCAAACAUUACAGUAGAGAGUGGCUGCAACACUUCCAUGGUGGAUCACAGGGAAGGUGAGGACUCUCUGGAGGGGGCAGUCGAGAUAACAACACAUCCACAAGAGCAGGAGCACAGUGAAGAGGACACACUUGAGCUUGUGCAGGCACCUCUCUCCAUAUUGGACAAAGAGCACCCUGAAGAGGAUGAACAGGAGGUUCUUCCAGUUGUGCCACCCUCACCAAUUAUGACACCAGGCCAACCGGAGGCUCAUGGAGAGAGUCAAAUGUCAGAUGGAAUGCGGACAGGGGAGGAAAACGGGGAGAGAAACCCUUGUCUGGCUCUUCCUAGAGACCAAUGCGCAAGUCUCACGAGGGACACUGAGAUGGAGGGAAAUGUUGGCGCUGACACGCCACAUGAUCAUGAGAGAGACUGGAAGGGUGAGGAGGACAAGAAAGUAAGCGAUACUGAAAAAGAGACAGAACAAGAGCUGCGGAUCCUACCAGAACUCCAGUCAUCCUGCUUGACUUUACAUCAUCCCGACAGGAAAGACAGAGAACAGGAGGACAAGAUAGGUACAAGCAAGGAAAGUCAUCCAGUUCAUCACAGUGAGCAUAUCAAAAAGCUACAGGCAAUACUGGAUAUACGAUCGAGCACUAUGGCAGAUCCUGACCACAUCUACCAGCAACUCAAUAGUGACACUACAGAAAGUAAAUCCAGCAACAACAACAAGUCCCUACCCUACCUCGUUUCGCCCUUUGGAAGGGAGCAAAGACCUCUAGAGUCUAGCAGGUCUAGUCUGGCAUGUAAGCCUCCUGAUGAGCCUGUGGUCAACUUGGUGUCCAAGAAACAGCGUGAAGCUAAGCCCCAUCCACCAUACCUCUCAAAUCACUCAGACAGAAGCACACUCAAGGCGAGACCCCAGAGCAGAGAGGAGCUAUGGAAAAGGUACAAGCUGGAAAAGAUGUUAAAAGAAAGCCAACAGGACCAAGCGGCGAAGGAGCUGCAGCCUGAGAAAGAAGCAGCUCAGCAGAGUACACACGAGGCGAAACUGGACAAAGCCGAAGGAGAGCAAGCCUCCAGUCACAGCAGCAGGAGCAGCAGUGUCAAGAAUGAGCAUGAAAGGAGGCCAAAAAAGCACAAAAAGGAUAAACGACAAGGAGAGACAGAGCUAGAAGACCUAGAGAGGAAACACAAAAAGUCCAAGAAACAUCAACACUCUCACUGAAGAGGAAUGGUACUUCUGUUCCUUUUUUCUCACAUCCGCCCCCACCCCAACCAAAAAAAUGCCUGAUAGGAUUAUUUUAUUUUCCUCUUGUCGUGUUAAGAUUGGAUCAGUGUCAUCCAACAAUGAAAUGAGCAAAAUGCUCAAGAAAAACCCUUCAUUCUUUCAGUAUAGCUGAAGGUGAAGCUGGAAAAUGUUAGUUUUAUUUAAGUUGACUCACACUUAGUAAUAGUGCUCAGAGAAUUGCGCUGAAUGGGAUUUGUGAUUAAUUUCUGAUUAUGUAUUAUUAAAUUGAACCUCAGUUGCCUGUUUUUGUAAAUUUAAUUUUCAAAAUGAAACUCAUGCUGCUGAUAGGCAAGAAGUUGCCAGCGAAAUAUUUUUUUGUUCCUGUUUU
Molecule: messenger RNA, 5726 nt
Organism: Syngnathoides biaculeatus (alligator pipefish)
Lineage: Eukaryota; Metazoa; Chordata; Actinopteri; Syngnathiformes; Syngnathidae
Gene: rbbp6
Product: retinoblastoma binding protein 6
Exons: 20
Coding region: 311-5335 (1674 amino acids)
Biological process (GO): mRNA processing; protein ubiquitination; ubiquitin-dependent protein catabolic process
Cellular component (GO): nucleus
Molecular function (GO): ubiquitin protein ligase activity; nucleic acid binding; zinc ion binding
Source: RefSeq, a predicted model, not a curated record